Messenger RNA from Mya arenaria, 4331 nucleotides. RefSeq names its product exocyst complex component 4-like. Gene Ontology annotation, biological process: exocytosis; Golgi to plasma membrane transport; chemical synaptic transmission. The transcript has 30 exons. The record is from RefSeq and is a predicted model, not a curated record. Gene Ontology annotation, cellular component: growth cone membrane; synapse; exocyst. Bases 52 to 2883 code for a protein of 943 amino acids. NCBI's taxonomy places the organism in Eukaryota, Metazoa, Mollusca, Bivalvia, Myida, Myidae.
GGGGACUUUCCGGAUGUAAACACGGAAGUGGCCUGAUACUCCCUGGAAAAAAUGGAAAAUGAGGCAAUUUCAGUGGUUAAUUCUCCAGCCAAGUCGAAACAAACGUCAAGUUUUCUGCUGUCAAUCGUGAGGACUCUUUCUUCAAGUGCUGACUUUGAGCAGCGGGAACAGGAAAAGAAACGCAUAGAAAAGGCCUUCAAAGAAAGUGAUAAGAAAUUAGGAGAUCUAGUCAAAGAAAAUUAUCAAGAUUUGACAUCAAUCUUGAAAACAUUCAGUGACAUCAGUGAUAACGUUAAUGAAUCUCGUGAGAAAAUCAAGCACAUUAAGGAAGAUCUGAGUAGCUGUAAAACGCUGCUACACUGUAAGAGAGAUGAGCUGAGGAAACUGUGGAUUGAUGGGGUGGAGCAGAAAACAAUUGCAGCCCUACUUGACCAGAUAGAACAGGUGAAAAAUGUUCCAGAAAAGCUUGACAACCAUCUGGCGAAGAAGGAAUAUCUCCAGGCUACAAACUGUAUUGUUGGGGCAGUUACAAAGCUGGAAAGUAACCUGUCCCACGUUGAGGCACUGAGAGACCUGAAGGUGGAAAUACAUGCAAGAAAAGAGAGGAUGCAUGAGAUUUUAAUUGAGGAACUAAACCGUCAGAUCUACACAGUGUCAUCCCAGGCAGUGGUGGGACGGGCGGGGUCCGGUCGACGGGGCGAGAUGUCAUCCAGGGGCAUGGUUGAGAGCACCCUUAAUAGAGACAGUAGCCUGGCAGAAGGGGCCAGUGUGGACCCUGAAGAAGACCCUCAGAGGUUUAUAUCUGUACUGCUUGAGUCACUCUUCAUUCUGCGUAAAGUACCUGAGGCGGCUGAGGCCAUCAAGAUGCGGAUGCACCCAGAGCUUAUCGCUAUAGUGGCUCGAGCCUCUCACCAGGUCGUGGACAGCACUGGCGGGCAAGGUGAAAAUCUGAUGACCCAGUUUUUGCCUCGGCAACUUGGCGAUCUUCUGGAACUCAUCUUCCGACAGUUCCGAGCCGUGGCUGAAAUACACAAAGUUGUCCUACUAAAUCUUCAGAAAAUUAUUGAAGAAAAAAGCGAGAAUUCUGGCGUGUACAUCAGGCCUGAACACAUGUACACGAUGAAAGAUGUGUGGUCCAAGAUUCAGGCUGUGAUCCAGUUGUUGCUGAAUGAAUAUCUGGAUAUUCGGAACACAGAAAAAUCUCGUCAGACGGCCCCCAGCUCCUUUGAUGACCCCAACACAGACAUUGGCGUGUAUUUUGCAAAGAAACGCCGGGAGAAACCUAAGAAGGUCUCGCUGUUCCGAUUUGACGCAUCUAUUCACGCUCUCAGUACCAACAGCUAUGUAGAAGACACGCGGCAGUUUGAUAGUGAGCUGUUUGGGGGAGGAAACAUUCAUGUGGAUGCUCCGAAGCAUGUGUUUGUGUGUAAACCAUCUGUGGAUAAUAUCAAAGCAAUUUACAAAAACUUGCAGGCAUUUAUCAGAGAAAUAGAAUCAUCUUCAGGGCUAUCGCCAGGGACUUCAAGCCUUCAUGAGUUUCUGACUGAAUUUGUGGAGAAAAUCUACCUGGGUCAUGUUCACUAUGUGGUGUCCAACAACAUUGAUAUUGCUACAAAAGUUGAUGAAGAGGAAGAAAGUUUUGAUGCUCUCCGCAAUGUGAUUGACCACAAAACUCAGAAAGAACUUGGUGUACCAAGACCUUUACUGCAGAGUACUGUGACUGUAGAUAAGAGUGUUUUGGAGCUGAAAGAACUUAUGACUGAACUGCCGGACUAUGCUGACCAUUUCCUCAACAUGAUUUGUAACGUCCUUCGGGGAUAUAGGGAUACAUGUCACAAUGCAUAUAGAGGUAUCGUACAGUAUGAUGCCGAUGAGAAGCGAGUGAUCAGUGCCACAUGGGCUAAAGAUGAAGAUAUAAGCCGAUUCCUCAGAUCAUUACCAAGCUGGCGGUCCCUCCAGCCAUCAGACGGUCAUGAGCUGAACAGAACAGUGUGUUCAGAGGAGGAGAUGCGCGCCUUAAACUCCAAGGAAGCCGUUAUCUUGAUAACAAACCUCUCGUUUGAGGAGGCAUUCAUUCCGCAGCAUGAGAUAAUCACAGAUGUUACUCAGAUGCGAACAGUGGCUAAUGUGCACGAGAGUUUGGAGUGGUUUGCUUAUCGGUUAAAGAACUUCUCUGUGACAAAGAUGAGUCAGGCCAGUCAACAGGCUAGUCCACAUCUGACUGUGGAGUCUCCUUUUUAUGAUAGUGCUCCAACAGUUUCACACAAGACCUUAGAGUCUCUGAAUGGUCUUGUGAAGGAUUUCCAGGACCUGGCAGAGAUCUGCCUACUGUUGCUUCACCUGGAGGUCCGAGUACACUGUUUCUACUAUCUUCUGCCAGUUGCCAAACAGUCGAACUAUGCUGGACCCAUAGACGAUCUCGACCCAGAUUCCAAUGUGCUGAAGUUGAAUAAAGACCUGUCUAGCAUGGAGGAGGUCCUUUCACAGAGUCUACAGCCUAACAAGUUCAAGUAUAUUUUUGAAAGCCUUGGUUUUCUGGUGGCGUCAAUACUCAUGAACAGCAUGCAGUUCAUCAAGAAAAUCAACGAAAAUGGUAUUAAGAAAAUGUGUCGUAACCUGUUUGCGAUCCAACAGAAUCUGACCAACAUUACGAUGUCACGGGAGUCUGAUCUCGACCAUGCCCGACAGUAUUACGAGCUGCUAUACUUGAACCCUGAUAAAAUCUUGACGGGUAUAGGUGAGAAGGGUGCCCAGUUUGUGCUGGCAGAAUACACGCAACUUCUGCAGCUAUAUCACCGCAGUCACUACACGACGGAGCAGGCCGUAAUUGAGGGUCACAUGGCGAGACUUAGAGAUGUGCUGAAAAAGGGACAAAAUGAAUGAAGUGCUUGUGAAAUGUAGUGUAAAUACCAUAUAUGUGCCAAGAUGGUUAAUGAGACCAUAUUAUUGAGAACUGGCCCCAAGCAAAACCCCCUAAAAUUGUACAGUUUACUUUUUUCUUUCAAUAUAGGAGAAAAAAAGUAAUAAAAUAUGCCCAAACGAAGUUCGCCAUUUCGGACUAAAGAUUUUUGAAAAAGAAUUAGUGCAGUAUUCCCAAACCCCUCUACCAACACCUGAAGCCAAAUAUAUUUCAGUUUAGAGGGAAGGGCGCAAGACAGUCAAAAUAGAUAUGCCCCUGAAUUACGCCACCUGUAACGUCAAAUCCUGGAUUGCCCAUGUGGUACGCUGAGAAAAUUUGAUAUUAUUAAGAAUACAUUUGUAUCAAUCAAAUCAUUGAGUAACCUCUGUAAAUGUGCUGUUAAGCUUUUAUCAGGUCUUAGAAUGUUGAUUGCUUGCAGAUUUAGACAGGAUCCAGCACAGCCCCUACAGCAAGCCCUUCAAAUAAAAUUAUGUUGAUCUAAUAGAACAAAAAAAAAUAUGUGUUAAAAAAUCCCAUAUUCAGCAGAUUGCGCAUGAAUCAUUGCAAAACUGGUGGGAAUUCCAGUGUUUCUUUUUGCAUUUUGAUUAGGUCCAAGGCGCUCAGGGCUAGAUUUUUGGCAGAGUUGGUGAUUGUCAAGCUGUACAAGUUGGUUUUCUAAGGGUACUUAAGUUUCUCACACUGCAUGAGACUACAACUGUACACUCUGGUAUAACAUUAUGCCAAGGAAAGUCAUAACUAAUAUCAUGAUACAGUUGUAAAAAAUGUGUGCUGUAAUAUGAGUAAGUUUAAACUAUUUCCAAACCAAUAUUCUUGAUAUAUUUGAUUUGUUAUCGCAUAUGUGCCUAUAUGGGGUGUGUCAGUGUUACUUGGUACAAGUUUAAACAUUUAAUAUUUUACGCAAUUGUGAAGGAAGUUAUGAUUAUUUAUACGGAGUCACUCUCGUUGGCACAAUGUUGCACGAGAGUGUGGGUUUGUGUUGUAGGGGAAACCGGAGAACCCAGAGGAAACCUGCUUGUCUGGCUUAUUGACCACUAACCAAACUUAUCGUACAUGCACCCAGGCUGGGAAUCUAACCUGGGUCGCCUUAAUGAGAAGCCAGUGCCCUAGCCACUGUGCUUACCGGACAACCACUGUCUUUUACAUGUGCUUCCUUACGUCUGUUCGUGUGUUGUGCUUCAAGUGUAAAUGGACAAAGUCCUGUAAUUUUCAAAAACACCAAUUGAAUUAUUUAUUUGAAAAUCUGUCAACUCGAUUUGAAAAAAAGUAUGUGUCAUCUUUAGAAAAAAAAUGUUUGUAAUUUUACAUAUAUUAUGUACAUGUUUUUAUGUAGUACUGCUUUUUCGUGUGCAAUACAAUUGCUUUGUAUUAAUGAUGUGUCAUACAUGUGAACAAUAAAUGUCCAUGUAUUAUC